AUGUCUUUCAUAGAGCACUCCAGUUUGUCUGCCCUGAACGAUUCACGAUAUGACUGGACCAUUUCUGUACGCGCUCAAGCUAUAUGGCAAGGAAUUAAUAAGCAAACCAAAGAAUUCAGAGGUCUCAAUGUUGUAUUUAUCGAUGAUGAAAAUCAUAGGAUCCAUGCUUUCAUCGCUGCUACCCUAACUGAUAAAUUUAAGAAAGACUUGGAGGAAGGAGCACUUUAUGAAAUAUCUAAUUUCUCUGUGAAGUUCUACAAAGGGGAUGAAACCUAUAGAGCAGUUAGGAGUGGGAAACAUAUUUACUUCAACACCGAUACUCUUUGCUCUAAAGUUGUAGACACCUGUUUGAAAAUUCAGCCGCUCAGUUUUGAUCUGUAUUGUUUGGAUGAUGUUUACGCUUUGAAAAAGGACAAUCGCUUCCUUAUUGAUGUGGUAGGUGUUGUUGAUGCAAAGCCCACAAAGAUUGAGUACACAAAAGAUGGCAUCAAUGGGUCGAUUGUCAAGUUCACUGUCACAGAUGGAAAGUCUUAUCUUAAUGUUACUUUCUUUAAUGCUUUUGGGGAUACUCUUCUCGAAGCAUUUGAACAGAAAAAAGAGGAGCCUGUCAUAAUCAUAAUAGCAAGUGGAAAGAUUAGCGAAUGGAAUGACGAGGUUAGUUUAGCUAAUUACCCCGCAACACGAUUCUACCUCAACAACAAUCACCAUUGUGUGAAAAGAAUCCGUACAAGUCUUGCGGAAUCAACUUUCUAUCAAAUUGAUUUCAUAGAAGAAGCUGAGGACGAGGUUCCGAAAUUUAAUGUCAAAGAGCUCCUUAGUCUGAAGGACGAAUACAUAGAGGUCAAUUUAUAG
Daucus carota subsp. sativus is the source of this 852-nucleotide messenger RNA. RefSeq lists its product as uncharacterized. The transcript is spliced from 5 exons. Bases 1 to 852 code for a protein of 283 amino acids. The record is from RefSeq and is a predicted model, not a curated record. Gene Ontology annotation, molecular function: single-stranded telomeric DNA binding; damaged DNA binding. Gene Ontology annotation, cellular component: nucleus; DNA replication factor A complex. Gene Ontology annotation, biological process: nucleotide-excision repair; DNA replication; telomere maintenance via telomerase. Lineage: Eukaryota; Viridiplantae; Streptophyta; Magnoliopsida; Apiales; Apiaceae.